AUUUAUCCAGUCAGCAUAUGUAUACAAGUUAACGCAGUCUCCAGUACCAAGUGUUUACGUACAUAGUGCGUCACUACGUCUUUAAUCAUGUCAUGGUUAUGACCCCACCCUGUCUGAUGACACACAAAAUAAUAUUACUGCACAAACUGAAGUGAACGUAGACGUGUGUCGUCCGGGAAAAUAACGGGUAGAGGACAAAUGGACGUGCCUCUAUGCGAUUACUCUGCUCCGAACCUUACCAUAUUGAGAACAAGAAUGGGGAUCGCCCGAUUCAUUUCAGUUGGAACCGUGCUCAUCCUUAUGACACUGAUAGACGAAGCCUUGCUGAUAGAAGGUGGGUUGGCUACCCUUUCUAUGUUGGCCACUUGACAACUGUCAACUCAGAACUUCCUUUAAUCGGUAGUUGUCUUGGUCACACAUUUUACAUUCACAGGGACCAGCUUCCACUAGUCCCGACUCGUAGUUACUGUCAGGUAAUAGACUAAUGAAUUCUACUGCCAGUCAAUUGUAAUGUUAAGAGUCCCACAUUGAUGGCAGUAAUAUGGCAGUGAACACAGUAAAUACGUUACGUGAAAAUGAUUUAUAUAAGACUGCAGUCAUUUUCUGAUUAGAGCGGAAUACAUGUUCCAUAUAUGUGGCACAGAGUUCAUUGUGUCUAAAAUUCUUGAUCUUACUACUGGAUGCCCAAUAGCAGACUACGUUAGUUUUGACGGAGUUGGCUAUAAGGACUACCAUUCGUUGAUGACGUACAAUGAGGCAAGAGAGAGAUGCGCGGUAGACGGUGGACUGUUAGCCAUGCCGAAAGACAGUGCGACCAAUACUUUCCUCUCGGGUUUGAGGAACGACAGGCGCUGGCUUGGAUUCACUGACGUCAUCAGCGAAAACCAAUGGAUGCUUGAGGAUGGGAGGACCCUGACGUCAUCAGUCUAUUCAAACUGGGGCCCAAGUGAACCGGAUGGUGGCGUUAUAGAAAACUGCGCUUCCUACCCAGGGACUCAAUACGGGUCAGUAUGGAUUGAUAUAGAAUGCAGCCGCGAAAUUGGAUUCAUCUGUCAAGCUGCCCAGUGCCCUUCACUAGCAGCUCCUACGAAUGGUAACGUCACUUCAGUAAGCCUGUACAUGUAUUUGGACGAAGUACGGUUCAGCUGUGACGUAGGUUACGUCAUGUCCGGCAGUUCCACCGUAACCUGCCAGGCGGAUGGCACAUGGACUGGGGACGCUCCAACUUGCGUAGUGAAUGGGACAUGGACCCAGUGGGGCCGUUGGAGUGGCUGUGAUUCACAGUGCGGGUUUGGGACCAAGACAAGGAGUCGUGUGUGUAUGACGUGUUUACCUGAGUUGUAUGGGAGCUGUCCUGGACAGGUACAAGAGACGGUGCUUUGUUACGACACGAGCCGUUGUUAUGACGGUGGUGCGGAUGGAGCAAACUUUAAGAAGAACUUUACGUUGCUUCUUCAAUAUACAUCACACGAGUGGGAUUCCUGUCAGAGGAACACGGAGUAA
Messenger RNA from Branchiostoma floridae (Florida lancelet), 1503 nucleotides. RefSeq names its product thrombospondin-2-like. The record is from RefSeq and is a predicted model, not a curated record. The transcript is spliced from 5 exons. Lineage: Eukaryota; Metazoa; Chordata; Leptocardii; Amphioxiformes; Branchiostomatidae. Bases 622 to 1503 code for a protein of 293 amino acids.